CUCCCCUCCACACUUUUUAAAGCAGCGUCCACCCCCAGCGACACCAUCAAUCCACUCCUCCACAGCCUACGCCUCCCUUCAUGAUGGACCUCCAUCAUGACCCAGAUAUCCCUAUCCACACUACUGAUCCCGGUCUUCUGCACGCCUCCCUCACCUCCGUCGCGGAAGACGCGUCUACUCUCACCGCCCAUCACCACUCCCACUCCCACUCCCACUCCCCCUACACCCCGACCCCCCCAUCGACCCUCUCCAGGGCCAUUCGCACACGCACACUCACAAUGAUCCUCGUCAAGCGACCCGACCAACACAUCGACAUCGGGAGUAUUGUUGACCCCCCAGACCUGGAUUUUUGGCGUGAUCGCCUAUUCAACGUCGAUGAGAUGAUCGUGUUGAGUGAGGAGCAAUUCCUCACCUACUUCCCACACAUCGACAACGUCUACUCUCACCGCUCCACCCAGCACUACAAGCGCAAGCCCCUGAUCUCCCAUUACUGGGACUGUCGACUGAAGGGGCGCCCGCCGGGAACGCCCAAGUCCAAUGAUCCGAACAAGAAGAAACGGAAACGGACAGCCCGGCAGCGCGACCUCUGUGACGUGAAGAUCAAGAUCACGGAGUAUUUCCCGGGCCAUGAUAUGAUGGGGUUGGUUGGGGUGGAGGCCGGCGGGAUUGGAGUUGGGGCUGGGGUUGGGGCUGCUUCAGGGCUGUUGUUGGGGUCGGGUGCGGGUGUGGAUGUGGACGGUGCGGGGGAGGGUAGUGUCGCGGAUGCACAGCAGCACCAGCAGGAGAAUCAGGCUCAGGCGUUUGGACUGCUUACCCCCAGCCUGAACCCACCGCUGCCGGAGGGUCAUCCUGGAGUGAAUGGGCAGCGGUUUUUUACCAUCCAGCGCGUCAAUGGGAAUGGGGCUAAUGGGAAGAAUGAUGGGGUGAGUGGCGGGCACCGGCAUACGUUGGAGGAGAGUGACCGGGUGAAGAAGAAUAGUGUGCAACGGUAUAUGCUGAAGGAGGCGAGGGAGAAGAAGAAGUCGCUGUCUAACAGAGCCAUGUCUACCCCCAGCCAGCCACAGAAAACAUAUCACACCAAAGCCACCGGACUGGCUGCCCAGACCGUUUCGUUCCGUGCCCAGGAAAAUGAGUUGAAAUUGUAUGGCAGUUGCUUCUGCCCCUUCGUCCAGCGCGUCUGGAUCGCCUUGGAGCUCAAGGGUAUUCCGUACCAGUACAUCGAAGUCGACCCGUACCAGAAGCCCCAGUCUCUGUUGGAGGUAAACCCCAGGGGCCUCGUCCCGGCCUUGCGCCAUGGCGACUGGGGCUCCUAUGAGAGUUCUGUAUUGCUCGAAUACCUAGAGGAUCUGAAUGUUGGCCCGCCAUUGCUCCCAUCCGGGGAUCCCAAGUUGCGGGCGCAUUGCCGACUGUGGACCGAUUUCGUCAACCGCCAUAUUGUUCCGAAUUUCUACCGCGUCCUUCAGGAACAAGACACGCAGAAACAAAUUGCCCACGCCCAAGAGCUCCGCGAUGCGUUCAACACGCUGGUCACGGCCGCACACGCCCAGGGCCCGUUCUUUCUGGGCGCGAGUAUGUCCUUUGUGGAUAUCCAGGUGGCCCCGUGGAUCCUCCGCUUGCGCCGCGUCCUCAGCCCCUACCGUGGCUGGCCAGACCCGGAACCCGGCAGUCGUUGGGGUGCCUGGGUAGACGCAAUUGAGAGCGACGAGCAUGUCCAGGCGACCACCAGCUCCGAUGAGCUCUAUCUGGAUAGUUAUGAGCGAUAUGCGGAAAACCGACCCAACACCUCCCAACUUGCCAAUGCGAUCAAUGCUGGCAGGGGGCUUCCCUGAUUGGCUGUAGGUCGGUAGUUAUACCAUCUAGCAUGCUAAAUUGAGUUCCGGGGCAGCGACCUGGAGUCGCCUCCCAUUGUCAACACACGACGAUUGCAAUCUGCCAUUUCUGGCGAAGCGAUGAUUAGCUUUGUCUUCUCGUAGUCUAGCCCCCCCGGGCACCCCUGCUGCCCGAUCG
Molecule: messenger RNA, 2007 nt
Organism: Aspergillus heteromorphus CBS 117.55
Lineage: Eukaryota; Fungi; Ascomycota; Eurotiomycetes; Eurotiales; Aspergillaceae
Product: glutathione S-transferase family protein
Exons: 8
Coding region: 81-1829 (582 amino acids)
Cellular component (GO): cytoplasm
Source: RefSeq, a predicted model, not a curated record